This is a messenger RNA of Phycomyces blakesleeanus NRRL 1555(-), 267 nucleotides long. RefSeq lists its product as hypothetical. Gene Ontology annotation, cellular component: SMN-Sm protein complex. The record is from RefSeq and is a predicted model, not a curated record. NCBI's taxonomy places the organism in Eukaryota, Fungi, Mucoromycota, Mucoromycetes, Mucorales, Phycomycetaceae. The coding region runs from base 1 to 267 and encodes 88 amino acids. The transcript has 2 exons.
AUGUCAGAUUCACACCAAAAAUUACGUUCUCGGUACCUUUCAUUCUGGCUUAAUGUAACCAAAGAGAUGCCAAUGGCAACCCUAGAGAUGCAUGGCAACACAACUGUCCAAGGAAAGCUGUGUGGAACAGAUAGUCAGAACAAUCGUUUUCGGAUUGACCAACUAGAAUCACCUAUUGGAGUAUAUGACCAUGUCGUCGUGCGCGGAUCUGACGGUUGCAAAAUCAUAGUCACACGACUAUGUCCCGAGUUGCUGGAAGUAUCUUGA